Molecule: messenger RNA, 2467 nt
Organism: Rhagoletis zephyria (snowberry fruit fly)
Lineage: Eukaryota; Metazoa; Arthropoda; Insecta; Diptera; Tephritidae
Gene: Gpo1
Product: glycerophosphate oxidase 1
Biological process (GO): glycerol-3-phosphate metabolic process
Cellular component (GO): mitochondrion
Molecular function (GO): glycerol-3-phosphate dehydrogenase (quinone) activity; calcium ion binding
Source: RefSeq, a predicted model, not a curated record
UUAGUUGCACAGUCGCUGGUGAAUGAGAAGGUGCAAGAUUGCAACAGUUUGCAUUCUCCGAAGUGGUGAACCUAACUAUAAAAGCAGACAAUAUCUACCUACCUACUUUGUCUGCGUAGUAUAGUCCAAUAUAUAAACAAAAGUAAGAAAGUUGCCGAAAAAAUGUCAUCACGCUUUUAUCAAUUCGGAGUGACUGCAUUAAGUGCUUGUAUUGGUUCACUUGCGGCCAGUUGGGUUUGUGCAGAUAAUAAGAGCUCUCCAUAUGUGGUUCAAAAUGAUAUUGUACGGCCUCCAAAGAGAAAGCGUACUCUCCCUCCACGUUCCGACCAAAUGAAAAGCCUUCAAAGCGGUGAAGAAUAUGAUGUGUUAAUAAUUGGUGGAGGUGCAACUGGUGCUGGCUGUGCACUGGAUGCUGUUACCAGAGGAUUGAAAACCGCUCUUGUUGAAUCGGACGACUUUGCCAGCGGAACUUCAUCCCGGUCCACAAAACUCAUUCAUGGAGGAGUUCGGUACUUGCAAAAGGCUAUUCUUGGGCUAGACUUUGAACAGUAUAGAAUGGUUAAAGAAGCGCUUCAAGAACGAGCAUCUAUGCUUGAAUCAGCACCACAUCUUGCUCAUCCUUUACCAAUAAUGUUGCCUGUGUAUCAAUGGUGGCAAGUGCCAUAUUAUUGGGUUGGUAUCAAGUGCUACGAUCUCGUUGCUGGAGAUAGAAACGUUAAAAGUUCGUACUAUCUCUCAAAGAAAGAUGCCUUGGAACUUUUUCCCAUGUUAAAAAAAGAUAAACUUUGCGGAGCCAUUGUGUAUUACGACGGCCAGCAAGACGAUGCGAGAAUGUGUUUAGCGGUGGCUCUUACUGCCGCUAGACAUGGGGCGACUGUUUGCAAUCAUGUUGAAGUUAAAGAAUUGUUAAAGAAGGACGAAAAUGGGAAAAAAGUUUUGUGUGGAGCAAAAGUCAAGGAUCAUAUAUCUGGAAGAGAAUUUACAGUAAAAGCUAAGUGUAUUAUUAACGCAACUGGGCCAUUUACAGAUUUUAUACGCAAAAUGGACAAUCCCAACGUAAAGACUAUCUGCUGCCCGAGUUCGGGUGUACAUAUCGUUCUUCCUGGUUAUUACAGUCCUGAUCAAAUGGGCCUUUUAGAUCCUUCCACUUCGGAUGGCCGCGUCAUUUUCUUCUUACCAUGGCAGAGGCAAACCAUCGCUGGUACUACUGAUUUGCCGUGUGACAUUACUCACAAUCCAAGCCCGACUGAGGACGAAAUUCAGUUUAUUUUGAAUGAGAUCAAAAAUUACUUGAAUACGGAUGUUGAAGUUCGUCGCGGAGACGUUUUGUCAGCUUGGAGUGGUAUAAGACCCCUUGUAUCGGACCCAAAUAAAGAAGAUACGCAAUCACUGGCUAGAAAUCAUAUUGUGCAUGUGAGUCCGUCGAAUUUGGUCACAAUUGCCGGAGGCAAGUGGACCACGUAUAGAGCUAUGGCAGAGCACACGAUUGACGCUGCAAUCAAAGCCUGCAACCUAAAGCCAGAACGAACAGAAGCGGUAACAUCUUAUUUGAAAAUUGAAGGCGGUCAGGGGUGGACACCAACAAUGUACAUUCGAUUAGUACAAGAUUUUGGUCUAGAAUGUGAGGUUGCGCAACAUUUGGCAAAAUCUUAUGGUGACAGAGCAUUUGCCGUUUCCAAAAUGGCAUCACUAACAGGCAAGCGAUGGCCGAUCAUCGGAAACCGUAUCCAUCCCGAAUUUCCAUACAUUGAUGCUGAAAUACGCUACGGUGUUCGUGAGUAUGCCUGCACGGCUGUGGAUAUGAUUGCUCGGCGACUACGUUUGGCAUUUUUAAAUGUGCAAGCCGCUUCAGAAGCUCUGCCUGUCAUUGUGGAUUUGAUGGGUGAAGAACUGCAUUGGUCCAAAGACGAGAAAGAGAAACAAAUAAAACAAGCCAACGAAUUCCUAGCUCAUGAAAUGGGUCAAAUGGUAAAUAGGACAUCAAAGGAAAGAAUACCAAUAAAACUAUCGAAAGACGAAAUACAAACCUAUGUCAAACGAUUUCAACUUAUUGAUAAGGAUAAAAAGGGCUAUGUAUCAAUCAACGAUAUUCGCCGGGCUCUCAAGAGUUUCGGAGAUGCCGAUGUUUCUGGAGAACAACUUCACGAGAUACUUAAAGAAAUCGAUACUAAUAUGAAUGGACAAGUCGAACUUGAUGAAUAUUUACAGAUGAUGUCGGCCAUAAAAACUGGAGACGUCGCAUAUUCGCGUUUUGCUAGAAUGGCGGAAUUAGAAGAACAAAAACACGAAGCUGCUCAACUCAAACAAAAAAUCAGUGUCGAUCGCUCCGGAGGAGGAUUAUAAAGCACACACAUAUAAUUUGGUUGCACUUUUAUGAAAAAUUAAGAGAUCUAUUUAUUAUUUAAUUGUUAAUCAAGAGAAAUGUUUACUUUUAAAUAUACUUACAUAUGUUUGUAUACAUAUAUAU